Molecule: messenger RNA, 3506 nt
Organism: Coccidioides posadasii C735 delta SOWgp
Lineage: Eukaryota; Fungi; Ascomycota; Eurotiomycetes; Onygenales; Onygenaceae
Biological process (GO): DNA-templated transcription; regulation of DNA-templated transcription
Cellular component (GO): nucleus
Molecular function (GO): zinc ion binding; DNA binding; DNA-binding transcription factor activity, RNA polymerase II-specific
Source: RefSeq, a predicted model, not a curated record
CCCCCAUCAUUCCCUGCUGUUGUGCUCCUGAAGAGUGACGCUGCCAUUUCUAUCCAGGCCACAGCUCCGGGAACCUCAUCUAUCCGUAGCUUUGGCCCGGCGAUAUCCAAUGAGUUCGUCCACAGACGCGGAGUAGCUGAGCCCAACUGAGCUUCGCCCGUCUCGGUGGUUUUGCGAUGUGCCACCGCCGACCAGCCAUCUGGGAGAAACGAUGAAAUUAAGCUCGAUGGGGUUCCACUGGCCGAACCGUCGAGUUUGUUUCCCAGAGACGGCUUUAUUUUAGCCACCCGCCCAGAACCCACGGCUCUUUUUUUUUUUUUUUUGAACCUCGCGGGGCGUUUCCCUUACACGCGACAGAAAAUAGGUUUAAAAAAAAAAAAAGGAAAAAAGAAAAAGGGCAAGAAGGCAAAGAAGAGCAGCGCUAGUUAUGCGUUCAUGUGUCUAUUGCUAGAUGACAUCAGACUGAAAAGAAUGAGACGGUUUCCAAACAGCUCAAGAUGGACUCAACCGGCCAUGAUUUUCUCCACGGCGACGUAUCGCUUCUAGACGACGGUUCAGACGAAAGGAUCUCUUUGAGCCCGACGACGUCGAGGGAACAGGGAGAGCAGCACCGUUCCAUUGACGAAUCGACGAGCCUGGACACGAUUGCGGCCGUCCCGCCGCUGGUUAACGAUGGUGGGGUUGACGUGAAGACAGACGAGCAGGGACAGCCCCCGAUGCAGGAUGGGUCGGAAAAUCCACGGCCAUGGAGCGAAUUGAAGACGAAGGCUGGGAAGGAGAGGAAGAGGCUUCCUUUGGCGUGUAUCGUGUGUCGGAGAAAGAAGAUCCGGUGUUCCGGGGAGAAGCCGGCGUGCAAGCAUUGCUUUCGAUCGAGGAUCCCGUGUGUGUAUAAGGUUACGACGAGAAAAGCCGCGCCUAGGACGGACUAUAUGGCGAUGCUGGACAAGAGGCUGAAGAGGAUGGAGGAGAGAGUUAUCAAGAUCAUACCGAAGGAUGUCGCGAGGGAUAUGGCCGGUAUCGGUCGGGCUACCGUGAAGCCGCCGCCGCCGGGGUACGCCCCGCGAGCGCCAAAGGCGUUGAAUAAGAAGAGAUCCGCGGAUGAAGCUUUUCGGGCUGAGAUUGACGAAUGGAUGCGGGAGAGCAAUGCUUCCGCUUUGAGGGACAACUUCCCGGGUAGUUGGCAGCCACGUGUGGGGGACGAGAAUAAGCUUCUGGUUGAAGGAGCGGAGUUUUUGCCUUCGAUGGAGAUUCAAGAGCACCUUGCAGAGGUAUUCUUUGAUUGCGUCUAUGGGCAAUCAUAUCUGUUGCUGCACAAGCCGAGCUUUAUCAGGCGCUUGAAGUCUGGAGCCGUCCCGCCAGUGUUAAUAUUGGCUAUCUGUGCGGUAUCGGCCCGCUUUUCGACACACCCUCAAAUCAACACCGAGCCUGCUUUUCUACGAGGUGAAAAUUGGGCUGAUGCCGCUGCUACGAUUGCACUGAGCAGGCACGACCAGCCGAACAUCAUGAUCUUGACUGUAUUUCUCAUACUUGGGCUUCAUGAGUUUGGCGCUUGCCAUGGUGGCAAAAGCUGGUCUUUCGGCGGGCAAGCGUUGAGAAUGGCAUAUGCUCUACAGCUCCAUCGAGAGCUCGGUUACGACCCUCUGGGGAAUAAGUCAGCAAACUCUGAGCUGAGCUUUACAGACCGUGAAAUUCGCCGACGGACCAUGUGGGCGUGCAUCUUAAUGGAUCGAUACAAUUCAUCUGGCAGCCAACGACCGCCGAUUGGUAAUGAGAAGUACUUGCAGAUUCAGCUGCCUAUUAAAGAAUCACACUUUCAGAUGGAGAUUCCUGGACCUACGGAAAAUCUGGAUGGAUCGGUGCCCAAUCCCGUCGCCGAAGGAAUUGGACAACUUUCCAAUCCCAAGGAUAACAUGGGCGUCUCUGCCUACAUCAUUCGCGGGGUAAUUCUAUGGGGUCGCAUCGUCGAUUACCUCAAUCUUGGGGGAAAGCUGAAGGAUCCACAUCCGUUAUGGUCUCCGGAAUCUGGCUACGCACAGCUAAAGAAACAGAUCGAGGAAUUUUCUGCUUCCUUACCAAACUCUCUCGUUUUCACGCUGGAGAAUCUCCGGAAUCACGCUGCUGAGAAGAUUGCGAACCAGUUUCUCUUUCUCCAUAUCAUCAUGCAUCAAAACGUACUCUUUUUAAAUCGUUUUGCUAUCCCGCUCUCUCCGGGCGGACGUCCACCGAAGGAUAUCCCGAAGCCCUUCCUCAGUGACGCUGGUCGUUCAGCGGUUGAAGCUGCUGGCCAUAUUUCGAUGUUGAUCAGUCAAGCCUCUGGGUACCUCCUGACCGUUCCCUUCGCUGGUUAUUGCGCAUAUGCAGCUAGUACAGUGCAUAUAUGGGGGAUUUUCUCCAAGAAUGAACAACUCGAGAAGACAUCCAAAGAGAACCUCCGGCAUACAUACAGGUAUUUGAACCGGAUGAAACAAUAUUGGGGAAUGUUUCAUUACAUGGUCGAAAGCGCAAAAGAGCGAUAUCGCUCUUUCGCCGAUGCCGCGCUUAAAGGUCCCCCAGUGGGUGUGAAGGAGGAAGAUUCAUCCAUGUUCCAGUAUGGAGAUUGGUUCGACAAGUAUCCUCACGGCGUUUCGCGGCUCCACUGGGAAGAUCCUAGCCCGGAAAUCCGGAGUGAGCCAGGUGGGGAAGCGGUUAUGGGCCAACAGUCUGAUCUCCAAAGUGUCGAAGAGUUUUUCGCGAGUUUAUCUCCUCCGUCGCAUGCCGAUCAGCCACGCAAAGAGGUAAAGCGACGUGGAACAACAGCUGCAGAGAAAGCCCGUCGUAACACAGCGGCAAAGGAGUCGAAGUCUUGCCCUGGGGUAGCUGGGAUUUCGCCUCCGGCGCAACCGUCAUCAGUGAUGGUCACAAGUACCCAAGGUAUUUCACCACAGAAUUCUCGUCAGGAUUUUUCGAACUUCCCAAAUUCAGCCGUCUUCUCCCCAACCGACGCUACCGAUUUCAACCCUUCGACAUUCAAAUAUCCCCUAAGCACUGACCUACCUCAUCUCGAUCGUCAACUGGUUUACGGCGCAUACUCUGGUAUCGACCCUAGUAUGACUGCCAACCCCCUUAAUUCCGCAACAGCCGCCGGCGGCAGUAACAACAUUGCGUCCCGCCCUACUAACCCAGCGGCCGAACUCAAUCAUCCCGAUAACAAUAGCAACUCGUUUUGGAAUAUGCCGCUCGAUAUCACUGGGGAUGGAAUGGGGUGGCCGGGUGGAUCCUUGCAACCCAGCGCGUGGUUCUUGCCAUUUAAUCUUGACCCAAUUGGCGGAAGUGACUUUGAUGUCUCUGCAGCUGCAGCUGCAGCUGCGGCCGCGGCGGCCGCGGCAGCGUCUCAGCCGAAUUCCAACCCGAUGCCGGGAAAUGGGAGCUCCUUUUUCGGGAGCCCUUCAGGCCUAGAAGGCUGUGACCUCAAUUUAGGAGUCAGAGACUCUAAUACUAGUGGUGGCGGCGCGUCAAGAAGCGGCUGA